Messenger RNA from Daldinia decipiens, 1404 nucleotides. RefSeq lists its product as uncharacterized. Bases 108 to 998 code for a protein of 296 amino acids. The record is from RefSeq and is a predicted model, not a curated record. The transcript is spliced from 3 exons. Lineage: Eukaryota; Fungi; Ascomycota; Sordariomycetes; Xylariales; Hypoxylaceae.
GGCAUUUUUAUUUGACUAUAAUGAUCGAAGAACCAAAUUGGACUUAGAAUCCUCAAUAUUAUAGAACCCGAGAAGGUAAAGACGGGGAAGAGGCAGAUAGAGACACCAUGAUGGAGCAGAAUAUAUCCAUAGUAGUGUUCAACAUGCUACCGACGUCAGUCCAGUCUCGAUUACCGGCUCUUCAGUCACUCCGCCGGUCUACAAGCCGGUAUAUCUUACCCUCUCGGCGGCGUUCUAUAACAUCUCAGGACGAUAUAGAACCUGUGGUCAUCGCAAGAAGAGAUGCGAAUGCAAUCGUUGAGUUACAAACAUGCGCCACAGCAGCAGGUGUCGCCAACAAUAGACUCGUGGAGGACAAACCAAAGCCUUCCGGCCCUGAUAGUCGUGUUAUGAACACAAGCUCAGGCGUGAAGUGGAGAUAUGCUAGGCAAGGUUCUUUUUUGCAGCAGUCGGCUUCCCAAGAAACGGCAGACCUAAUAUUCGCGAGGAAAUCGUAUAUCGACGGCGUUGCAUAUAUGCUCAGGGCCCUCCCAGACGACAUGGACGAGUACGAGGUUAGCAUCAUUCACCGAGCACUACCGAAGUCGUGCGCGCAGCUAGACGUGAAUGGUCAGAUCAAGGGCGGUUUAGGUAGAUCCGGUUGGCGGCCGUCUGAUAGAGCAAAGACCUUUCUCCACUCGGCGGUUCAAGGAUUCGUUACAGGCCUUGUUAUCUUUGUCUACCUACUCUUGUCCUUCUUUGCGAUUGUUAUCCGCACCGGGGCAUACUACGAGCGCCAGUACAGCAUCUCACAGCACAUCAUCUCUAGUAGCUUCGUUUUCGCUACUACCCUUGGGAAGCAGAGUGGAGCUUUGAGUGAGAAGAUCUCUGCCAUAAGUGAAGGCAAAUUUGGGAAGGUAAUGUCUGAUCUUGCCGCGUGGACUAUAGAGGGCGUUGCUGGAGGCGUUCAAGAUGGCAUCGGACAGGGUCUACAAUUGAUCGAGCAGAGACAGAAAUGAGACACAUGACAUAACGGUUCUUUGCAUUGCUUAAUGGCUUGGCUUGGCGUACAUAUGGGAGAUAGAGCGGGAUUUUCUCCUCUUCGUUUGGCAUUAUAGAAUCUGCAUAUAGUUGCAUUGGAAAUACGGGGAUAAAUCUGGUUAGACAAUGGGUUGGUAAAGAUAUUCGCGGAACUGCUCUUCGCUUGAUGAUACCGAUAUUCGGAGUUGUUAUAUUAUUACGCUUGAUUUGAUUCAAGGCCUAUAGCAUUGUCUUAGACCAAGGUAUGCUUUACAUAUACUUCAACUAUGAUAUACAAAGCAUUCCCAACUUGAGGGUUGAAUUCGAGAUAUACAGCCCGCCUCCCCAAACGGCGAUCGAGACCCUAGGUUACUAGUCCAACCCCGUAGGCCAAUGUUUAUUUUA